Molecule: messenger RNA, 2886 nt
Organism: Tribolium madens (black flour beetle)
Lineage: Eukaryota; Metazoa; Arthropoda; Insecta; Coleoptera; Tenebrionidae
Exons: 6
Coding region: 1340-2863 (507 amino acids)
Biological process (GO): RNA polymerase II preinitiation complex assembly; transcription initiation at RNA polymerase II promoter
Cellular component (GO): transcription factor TFIID complex; SLIK (SAGA-like) complex; SAGA complex
Molecular function (GO): RNA polymerase II general transcription initiation factor activity; protein heterodimerization activity; transcription coactivator activity
Source: RefSeq, a predicted model, not a curated record
CUGUUCAUUUGACCUGAAAUCUAAAAAAAUCCACUUCAAUAUCCAUAGAUUUUCUUUUAUGAAACUUAUACGUAGACGGUAAAUCGUAACGUAAUUCUGCCAAUACUUCGCCUUUAGCUCCAAAAGAUUCAGCGACUUUUAAGACAUGUGACCUAAAAAAAAUCUAACAUCUAACAAACACCUAACACCUCUGAAACAAAGCUCACCUAGUUGUAGUUUUAUGUAGAGAAUAGACAACAUGAUUAGAGAGGAGGAACGCAACUUCUAGAAAUUUCAUAUCAAUGCCGGUGUUAUGUUUAGUACCAAAAGGAGGAUUCAUAAUGACUGUAUCAAACAUUUUAUGGAAUCUAAGRAAAAUUAAWGUAAAAAAGGCUUGCUMUGAAAAUGAAACAAACCUAUUUGGCAUCAUUUUAAUUACAUCACACUGUACACAAUCUAUGUUACUAACGUCUUGGUCUUCGACAUUUUCCUGGAAAGUUUCUAGUGCAUCUUCGUCAAUUUCAAAGCCAAUAACUAAGCUUGCAUCCAAGACUGCGGCCCCAAUUGCCAAAGCCCCACACCCACAACCCAAAUCAGCCACAAACUUCCCCCUAAGGUCCCCAUAUUGCGACUAAAAAACACCAGAAAUCACCCAAUAACACUUAAUCACAACAAUACCUGAAUGGUGUACAACAUGUGUGACCCCAAAUGGGCCGGGGUAACAUACUGUUCUAACAAAAUUUUUGGUUUCUCAAACGACGAGAUACACUGAAGGCGCUCCUCUAAGUGUCURAGUUUCAAACACGGCCACAUUAUUUACUAUUUUCAAAACGCGGAAGCACUGGUAGAAUAAAGUUACCAAAGGAGGAGUCUUGCGAGAUGAAAUAACCCGUCGAUUGAGAGUUGGCGGUUUGGAGGGCGGCGCGUUGCAACGAACUCAUUGAAUAACCAUCAGUUUGCUGAAUAUUCGGCGACCCCAAGACUGGCAACGACGACGAGUUUAAAGUCGAAGCGACCCCUUGCUUGAGCAGGAGUUGCUUCUUGAGUUGCAAAUCUUCCAAAAUUUUGCGAUUUGCAAGUUCUGCUGAAGACAUUUUAAACAAAUCACACUUUUCUGAAACGAUUUUACCUCUCUGAGCGUUCGGUUGCGGAAAAGCCAUCAAAUUUUCUCUUGUCACASUUUGAGGUUAAUUGUCAUCGGAACAGCAUCGCCAACUUAAUACUCAACAGUGGCCAAUCAAAACGCUGCAAUUUGGGAACAUUUCAGUGGUCGUGUUGUCGACAUUGAAGCCGAACCGAACCGAAAGUGAGGUUGUGUUACUUUUUCAAUAAAAUUGUUUUUGUUUGUAAUUUAAAGAUAAUGAAACCAUCAAAUUCCUCAAAUAAGGCAAGUUCGUCCACGCAGAAAACUAAAAGAAGCUUAAAAGACCGGGAAAAACGAAAGUCGCAAGGGGGCCCCACUGGACUUAACAACCAUAUCGGAACUGAGAAAGGGUCUCCGACUAAAGAUUCUAAUGCAAGGCUUUARGCAGGAAUUGAUUCUGAUUCGAUUAUAAAUUAUGCGGAACAAAUCGCAGUUGAGCAUUUGAAUGUAGACAUAACAAAUARCUUAACAGAAGAUAUAAAUUAUAGGUUGCGAUAUAUUAUAAAUGAUUCUCUAAUCAAAGCAAGACUGUGUGGUAGAAAUGCGAUCAGUUCAAGUGAUUUGGAACAAACGUUUGACAAUUUGAGGAUAGAUAAAGUCUAUGGGGCGCCAUCACAUCCCAAUUGGGUCCCUUUUAGCGAUGAGAAUUUUCUGUAUUUGGAGGACAAGCAAGUGAAUUUGCUAGAAUUGGUCCACGAAGAAGACAUUUAUUACCAGUAUUUCGAACCAAUCGUAACGACUAGUUGGUUACCAGAACACAAAGAGUUAAACAAAACAUUAAAAAACUACUUUUCCACGAUGUGUCAUAUGGUGGUUAGUAGUGAUAUAGAAAUAAGAAAAAUGGUUUUGACAAAUAUAGGAGAAAAUCCUCGGAUAGGUCCUAUAAUUGAGUGGUUUUACAAUUUCGGUUAUAUUCUCUUAUCAAAAGAUAUAACUUACGAUUGUUUGACUUUACGAGCUUUAGAUUUAAUUCGAGUUUUAGAAAAUAGCCCAAUGUGUAGAAUAAAUGUUUCCGAGAAACAGUUAAAAUUAUUAGUGAGACUAAUUUUACAACGUUUGCUUAAAUCGACGACUACAAGUGAAGUAUUAAAACCCAUGUGCAACGUCUUGGCGAUAUUGUCUCAAAGGGGACCGUUACGAGAGUUCACAAUUUUGAAAAUUUUCCAAAAAUUAGAUGAAGUUUUCCACAACUUUGCUCUCCCUGUUAUCACAGCAGUAAAUAGUCUCGGGCUUGAUGCCAUACAAAGCAUCCUGUUACCCAAUCUUAACCUAUUCUUGACUAGAGUAAUGGAAAAGCAAGAUUUGGCUUUUAAUUAUUCCAUAUUGGAAUCUUACAAUAUCCUCUGUAAAGAGCACCUCAUCGACUCGUUCCUUUACGAUCCAUUCGUGGAGCUUUUUGCCGAUUCUAUGGUACUUUUCAAUCGCAUCCAAAUCACAUCGAGGAACACCCCCAAAAGAGAGAUCAAUUUUGCACACUCCAAGUGUGAACUCCUCAAAACUAGGAGAAAAAUCUCUCCACAUGCUAAAUUGAGAAUCGGUGUGUCGAUUGAGGAGGUCUUCGAUCUACCUCCGGAAAAUUCCGAAGUUAGGAAAAAAAUGCAAGGGACGAAAUGGGAGGGGGGCAAGGGGGACAGUUAUGUCAUUGUUGGGAAAACCAGUUUGUUGUUACCGGUUUUUGCCCGGAAACAUAGGACUUAUGAAAAGUGUUUCGACCACUCGUUGGCGUGGUAUAAUUUAUAGUAUUAAAUAAAUCUCGAACUGAU